GAAAAUCUUAAUAUGAUGUCAAGUCCAUUAUAUACAACAUCUAUCUUGUUAGUUCUUAUCGUGGGAUUUGUUUUCGGAACAGAAAAUUACAUGGACUACGGAGAUGAAAUAUCGGAAAAAUCACCGGCAGAAAAUAUUCGCGAACUUUACAGUCUCCUAAUGCAACGUAAAGCUUUCGAUAAUGUUGGAUAUGGCGAUAUUCCCUUAGAACAUUUAAUGAUCCGUAAAUCACAACGAUCACCCUCUUUGCGACUACGAUUCGGACGUUCGGAUUCCCGA
Nomia melanderi (Alkali bee) is the source of this 279-nucleotide messenger RNA. The record is from RefSeq and is a predicted model, not a curated record. NCBI's taxonomy places the organism in Eukaryota, Metazoa, Arthropoda, Insecta, Hymenoptera, Halictidae.